Molecule: messenger RNA, 681 nt
Organism: Sciurus carolinensis (gray squirrel)
Lineage: Eukaryota; Metazoa; Chordata; Mammalia; Rodentia; Sciuridae
Gene: Plaat2
Product: phospholipase A and acyltransferase 2
Biological process (GO): N-acylphosphatidylethanolamine metabolic process
Cellular component (GO): cytoplasm
Molecular function (GO): glycerophospholipid phospholipase A1 activity; A2-type glycerophospholipase activity
Source: RefSeq, a predicted model, not a curated record
GCCAAGUAAACGGAGUCCGGACAUCUAGCCAGCAAUACACAACACUUCUGGACAGAAGGAUGGCUUCGGGUGGAACACAACUAAAAGUUGGAGACCUAAUUGAAAUUUUUCGCUUUGGCUAUGAGCACUGGGCCAUCUAUGUGGGAAAGGGCUAUGUGGUCCAUCUAGCUCCACCAAGUGAAGUGGCAGGGGCUGGGUUGAGCAGCAGCAUGUCCAGUCGUGCUGACAGAGCCAUAGUGAAGAAGGAGCUGCUGUCCGUGGUGGCCGGAGGAGACAAGUACCGGGUCAAUAACAAGCACGAUGACAAGUAUGAGCCACUGCCACCCAACAAAAUCAUCCAACGGGCUGAGAAAAUGGUGGGGAAGGAAAUCCCCUAUUCAGUGACCCACGACAACUGUGAGCACUUUGUGAACGCGCUGCGCUAUGGAGUUUCCCGCAGUGACCAGGUGACCGAGGCUCUCACUGCAGCCGGUGUUGCAGCAACUGUCUUCGGUGUUGCAGCAACUCUCUUUGGUGUUGCAGGACUCGUUGGGAUGGUGCUGGCCAGAAGCAAUCGGGAAAAGCAGUAAAUCCAGGCUUUAGCUUGAGGAAUUGAGGAAGCCGGUGAAAGUAGUUUGGUUUAGAUAGUUACCUCCUCUGUAAUCACAGCACUUGGUUUAGUGGAACUGAAUCAAAGCCGAG